AUGUCCAGCCGAUAUACCAGGAAUGAGAAAGGAAAAUGGCAGGCAGAUACAAGGGGAGCCUCUCGUCGCUCUCCAAUACGUAUUCCGGAAUGUGACAGUCAGUCACUAAUUGAAGACAACAAACUCACCAUUAUUGGCAGAGUCACCAAUCCCAUGGUACAACCUCCAAAAGCUGUUAUUGGUUUCCUGCCGCAACUCUGGAAGCUGGAGAACCGAGUAGUAGAUAUAGGGUUCGUUAGAGAGAGAGAUGAACCUCUUGACAAAGACGUGAUCUUGGGGAGGAUUAGAGUGGAAAUUAAUGGAUUUGCUCCACUCGAGAUGCGUUUACCAAUACUUCUACCAUCGGGGGAGACCACUUUUGUGGAAUUAGAAUACGAGAACCUUGGAAAGCAUUGUUUUGCCUGCCUAUCCCUUUUCCAUGAGGAGAAAUUUUGUCAAGCAAGUAAACCUUCCACCAAUGCCCCUGGGAAUCGGGAGGGGAUUUCCCAACAAAACACCCUGAAGCAGAUCGAGGAGGACAAGAAGAGAUUGGAAUGGAGGAAAUCUAAAAGAGAGGGGGAAUUCCAUUAUCAGAAAGAGGACACAAGGAGGAGAAGAGAUGUCCAUCCGGGAUAUUCUUCUCCACACCGCUCUAACUACUCUGUCCGUGGAGAGCAUCAACAUACCUUCUCAAAGAGUGAACAAUGGAGGGAAGUCCCUCGACAUCAGACAAGGUUUAAUGACAGAGCUUACCCUGUGCAUAGGGAUUCUGCAUAUCAAAGUGGUAGAGAACGUCGAGAGAGAAUCCCAUGUGGAGAAUUCUCUAGGAACUCUAAUACAUCAGGAGGAAUCACAUCUCGUCUCUCCCCUAUUCAUUCUCAGGGAGGAGCUCUGCCUCGUAAGGAGAAUACUGUGACGUCUAAAACUCCCUCUCCGAGACAUGCUAGGGAACCUAUGAGUUCAAGACUAGCUCGUGAUACAUGGGAAGGUACAAGUUCUCAAAGAGAGAGAAGACCGGCGUUAGAAAGGAUUCAAACUGAAUCUCAGGAACAUCCACUUGGUUCUGGUGGUUUUAGCUCAGGGGGAUUACAGGAGGUCCAGAUUCAAGCCAUUGAAGAUGAUAACCAGUCAAGCUUUUAUCUAAACAGGCUAUUUAAAGAAGACGCCCCAGGCCCAUCAACUGCCUUAAAACACAGGCUGUUUUUUCCUGAAGAAGAUACGGACCCUACUUGGACUCCAGCAAGAACUGCAGAACCUCUAAACCAACUCUCCAACCGUCUUGGACCUAUCCCACCAGCUGGUGGUGGUAAUAGAAGCAGUGCGCGGAUCUCAAAUAAAGUUGCUAGCUCCAAACUAGACAAAAAGAGAGAAACUAAAAAUACUACAAAGAGGAAAGGGAAUGCUAACACUCUAAAAGGGAUGAACUCAAGGAAAAGGAAUGUGUUGAGAAGCAAUGCCUCUCCAAAGAAGCGGAAAUGUGGUUCCCGAGCAGAACCUGACUCUCCAUUGAUGGAAAAUAACUUGGAGCCAAACAGCCCGCAUGUUCUGGCGAGUGUACCGGCUAUGGUGCUAGGACUCCUCAAUGUAAAGCACUCUGGAAAUCUACUUUCGUGGCGAGGCUCUAGAUACUCCCAUCACGUGAAAGCUAGACUCGACAGGUCCUUAGCUAAUGUCUCUUGGUUUGAAAAGUUCUCACAUGGACGAUGCCAAUACCUCAGAUUUGAGGGUUCCGAUCAUAGGCCUUUGAUUACUUUCUUUGGCAAGAAAAAGACUAAGAAGAAAGGUGUUUUCCGUUUCGACAGAACUCUGUGUAAAGAAGAGAAGGUUCGUGUCCUAGUCAAAGCUACAUGGAAGAGGAUUUUACCAGAUGGACAAGAGAGAACAAAACAACUAAUGCCCUGCAUAUCCGAGAGAUUCAAGACAUCUUAG
Arabis nemorensis is the source of this 1908-nucleotide messenger RNA. The record is from the annotation of a GenBank genome assembly. NCBI's taxonomy places the organism in Eukaryota, Viridiplantae, Streptophyta, Magnoliopsida, Brassicales, Brassicaceae.